CGGGGCUCCGGUACCGGCGGGGCUCGGGAGGUCUCGGGGUGCGGCGGCGAAUCUGCGGAACGGCGGCGCGCGCUGGGCCGGGGACCCGCGUGGGGACCGGACCGGCACCGGGAACGGGAACGGGACAGAGAAACCCUCUCGGGACUGGGGUUAGGACCGGACCGGCACCGGGAACGGAACAGGGACCGGGACCGGGAUCCGGACUGGGACAGAGAAACCCUCUCGGGACCGGGAUUAGGACCGGACCGGCACCGGCACCGGGAACGGGACCGGGACAGAGAAACCCACUCGGGACCGGGAUUAGGACCGGACCGGCACCGGGAACGGAACAGGGACCGGGACCGGGAUCCGGACUGGGACAGAGAAACCCUCUCGGGACCGGGAUUAGGACCGGACCGGGACUGAGAACGGGACCGGCACCGGGAACGGGAACGGGACCGGGACAGAGAAACCCUCCCGGGACCGGGAUUAGGACCGGACCGGGACUGAGAACGGGACCGGGACCGGGAUCCGGAUCGAGACAGAGAAACCCUCUCGGGACUGGGACCGGAAGCGGGACCGGGAGCCCCACUCGGCCGCUCCAUGGCCGAUCCCAUCCCGGUUCCGGUGCCCGUCCUGCGCCUCCCGCGGGGCCCCGACGGCUCCGGCGGCCGCGGCUUCUCCCGGGACCCCCGGGGCGGGGCCGGUGCCCGGGACACCGAGAAUCUCUGGGACCGGGACCAUUCCCGGGACCGGGACAAUUCCCGGGGCGGUUCCCGGGACCGGGACCAUUCCCGUGACGAUUCCCAGGACCGGGAGAAUUCCCGGACCGAUUCCCGGGACCGGGAGAAUUCUGGGGCCGGUUCCCGGGACUCGGACGAUCACGGGGCCGGUUCCCGGGACCGGAACAAUUCCCGUAACGAUUCCCGGGACCGGGACAAUUCCUGGGACCGGGACAAUUCCGGGGCCGGUUCCCGUGACAAUUACCGGGACUGGAACAAUUCCCAGGACCGGGAGGAUCCCGGGGCCGGUUCCCGUGACCGGAACAAUUCCCGGGACUGGGAGAAUUCCGGGGCUGGUUCCCGGGACCGGGACAGCUCCCGUGACCGGGAGAAUUCCCGGACCGGUUCCUGUGACCGGGAGAAUUCCCGGGAUCGGGAGAAUUCCGGGGCCGGUUCCCGUGACGAUCCCGGGGCCGGUUCCCGUAACCGGGAGGAUCCCGGGGCCGUUUCCCGUGCCGAUCCCGGUUCCCGUGCCGAUUCCGGUGCCCCGGUGGCGGCGGAGCAGCAGCAGCAGCAGCAGCAGCAGCGGGCUCGGGCGGCGCUCCGUUCCCGGUUCCUGCGGCUGCUGGGCCGGGCCCGGGGCCGGCGGGGCCGGUUCCGCCUCUGGAACGGGCUCGGCCUCCGCGCCACCUUCGGGGCCGCCGACGUGCACAGCGGCCAUUUCCAGGUGGAUUCUCUGCAGACGCCGUUGGGAGUUCAGCGCGCGGCGCUGCUGCGCUCCGGGGACGUCCUGGAAUUCUCCUUCCCGCUGGAAUUCCCGGAAUUCUCCUCCCCUCUGGAAUGAGCCCUGAAAUUCCCGAAUUCUCCUCCCCUCUGGAAUUCCCGGAUUCAGCCCCCGUGGGAAUAAAUCGAUUUUUUUUCUGCUUUUCCA
Taeniopygia guttata (zebra finch) is the source of this 1632-nucleotide messenger RNA. NCBI's taxonomy places the organism in Eukaryota, Metazoa, Chordata, Aves, Passeriformes, Estrildidae. The record is from RefSeq and is a predicted model, not a curated record.